Messenger RNA from Cylicocyclus nassatus, 471 nucleotides. The record is from the annotation of a GenBank genome assembly. NCBI's taxonomy places the organism in Eukaryota, Metazoa, Nematoda, Chromadorea, Rhabditida, Strongylidae.
AUGUUCGCUGUAUUGGUCUUUCUAACAAUGCUCGAAUUGAUAGAAAUGGCUAAAAACACCAUCAGAGAAGAGGGUAUCACUCCCAUACCCUUAGAUAGGAUAAACCCACUUACUAAAGAAUUUCGACGUAUGGACAGUGAUGGAGACGAACGAGUUUCAUUUACCGAAUUUCUUCUUGCCGAUACUCGCUAUAUAGAAAAACAAUCAACCAAAUUUCACAAACUGGAUGAAAAUGGAGACGGUCUCGUGUCGCUUCCAGAAUAUGAAGCAUUCUAUAAGCGUGUGGACGAUAACCGCCGUAGAAAAGCAAAGGAUCGUGAACGGUUCUUCGAUAGCGUUGAACUUGAGCGUCUUGAGCGUACACCGUUCUUCCGCGAAUAUCACGUCUACAGAGACAGACCGGACAGAAGCGGUGAAAGAACUCAUCAGCGAACGCGCCCUAAUCAUAGUACCCGUUCACGUUCACAUUAG